Messenger RNA from Felis catus (domestic cat), 3800 nucleotides. RefSeq names its product hexokinase domain containing 1 (gene HKDC1). The record is from RefSeq and is a predicted model, not a curated record. Gene Ontology annotation, molecular function: mannokinase activity; fructokinase activity; D-glucose binding. The transcript has 18 exons. Gene Ontology annotation, cellular component: cytosol; mitochondrion. Gene Ontology annotation, biological process: intracellular glucose homeostasis; glycolytic process; glucose 6-phosphate metabolic process. The coding region runs from base 248 to 3001 and encodes 917 amino acids. Lineage: Eukaryota; Metazoa; Chordata; Mammalia; Carnivora; Felidae.
CCUCCACCAAUCCUCAGCUGCCGUCCCAAGCCUCCUAUUAGACAAUCAAGUGUAUGCUGGAGGGAGGGACCAGAGCGAGGGGACGAAGUUUAAUCAUUGAACUAAGCAGCCUGGAGGUAUUUAAUCUGUAGCACCUAGUUCCUGGAGGCCUCCAGCCUGACCGGGAGUGGGCAGCACUCCAGAGACACGGGAGUAAACACUGCACAGAAAUCUCUGCCCAUCUCAGGAGAAACCAAACUUGGAAAAAAUGUUUGCCGUACACUUGAUGGCAUUUUACUUCACCAAGCUGAAGGAGGAUCAGAUCAAGAAGGUGGACAGAUUCCUGUAUCACAUGCGGCUCUCCGAUGAGACCCUUUUGGACAUCAUGGCUCGGUUCCAGGCUGAAAUGCAGAAGGGCCUGGGGAAGGACACCAACCCCACAGCCUCCGUGAAGAUGCUGCCCACCUUUGUCAGGGCCAUUCCAGAUGGCUCAGAAAAAGGGGAGUUUCUUUCCCUGGAUCUUGGAGGGUCCAAGUUUCGAGUCUUGAAGGUGCAGGUCUCUGAAGAGGGGAAAAGAAACGUCCAGAUGGAGAGUCAGUUCUACCCAACACCCAAUGAAAUUAUCCGAGGAAACGGCUCAGAGCUGUUUGAAUACGUAGCUGACUGUCUGGCAGAUUUCAUGAAGACCAAAGGGUUGAAGCAUAAGAAAUUGCCCCUUGGCCUAACCUUUUCUUUUCCCUGCAGACAGACUAAACUGGAAGAGGGCAUCCUGAUUUCAUGGACCAAGAAGUUUAAGGCACGUGGAGUUCAAGACACCGAUGUGGUGGAUUGUCUGGCCAAAGCUAUAAAAAAACACAAGGACAUAGACGUGGACAUCCUGGCCUUGGUCAAUGACACCGUGGGGACCAUGAUGACGUGCGCCUAUGAUGAUCCCUACUGUGAAGUUGGUGUCAUCAUUGGCACUGGCACCAACGCGUGCUACAUGGAGGACAUGAGCAACAUUGACCUGGUGGAAGGCGACGAGGGCAGGAUGUGCAUCAACACGGAGUGGGGGGCCUUUGGGGACGACGGGGCUCUGGAAGACAUCCGCACCGAGUUCGACCGGGAGCUGGACCUUGGCUCUCUCAACCCUGGGAAGCAGCUGUUUGAGAAGAUGAUCAGCGGCCUGUACCUGGGUGAACUUGUCAGGAUCAUCUUGCUGAAGAUGGCCAAGGCAGGCCUCCUGUUUGGCGGCAAGAAAUCCUCUGCUCUCCACACUAAGGGCAAGAUUGAAACACGGCAUGUGGCUGCCAUGGAGAAGUAUAAAGAAGGCCUGGCCAAUACAAGAGAGAUCCUGACAGAUCUGGGCCUGGAGCCUUCGGAGGCCGACUGCAUCGCAGUUCAGCACGUCUGCACCAUCGUGUCCUUCCGUUCAGCCAAUCUCUGUGCAGCGGCCCUGGCAGCCAUCCUGACACGCCUCCGGGAGAACAAGAAGCUGGUGCGGCUCCGGACCACCGUGGGCAUGGAUGGCACGGUCUACAAGAUACAUCCUCAAUACCCAAAACGCCUGCACAAGGUGGUGAGGAAACUGGUUCCGAACUGUGAUGUCCGCUUCCUCUUGUCGGAGAGUGGAAGCACCAAGGGGGCUGCCAUGGUGACAGCGGUGGCCUCCCGUGUGCAGGCCCAACGGAAGCAGAUUGACAAGGUGCUGGCUUUGUUCCAGCUGACUCAAGAGCAACUUAAGGCUGUGCAGGGCAAGAUGCGGACUGAAUUCGAGUACGGGCUGAAAAGAGACACCCACCUGCUGGCCACGGUCAAGAUGCUGCCCACCUACGUUUGCGGGAUGCCGGAUGGUACAGAGAAAGGCAAGUUCCUUGCCCUGGAUCUGGGGGGAACCAACUUCCGGGUCCUCCUGGUAAAGAUCAGAAGCGGACGGAGGUCGGUGCGCAUGUACAACAAGAUCUUCGCCAUCCCCUUGGAGAUCAUGCAGGGCACCGGCGAGGAGCUGUUUGACCACAUUGUGCAGUGCAUCGCUGACUUCCUGGACUACAUGGGCCUCAAGGGAGCCCAGCUGCCCUUGGGCUUCACAUUCUCAUUUCCCUGCAGGCAGACGAGCAUUGACAAGGGAACACUCAUUGAGUGGACCAAAGGCUUCAAGGCCACUGACUGUGAAGGGGAAGAUGUGGUGGACAUGCUCAGGGAAGCCAUCAAGAGGAGAAAUGAGUUUGACCUGGACAUAGUUGCGAUCGUGAAUGACACAGUGGGGACCAUGAUGACCUGUGGACAUGAAGAUCCUAAUUGUGAGAUUGGCCUGAUUGCAGGAACAGGCAGCAACAUGUGCUACAUGGAGGAAAUGAAGAACAUCGAGCUGGUGGAAGGAGACGAAGGGAAGAUGUGCAUUAACACCGAGUGGGGAGGGUUUGGAGAUAAUGGCUGCAUAGAUGACAUCCGGACGCAAUAUGACGAGAAGGUGGAUGAGGGGUCUUUGAACCCUGGCAAACAGAGAUAUGAGAAAAUGACCAGCGGGAUGUACCUGGGGGAGAUUGUGCGGCAGAUCCUGAUUGACCUCACCAAGCACGGUCUCCUUUUCCGUGGGCAGAUUUCAGAGCGUCUCCGGACCAGGGGCAUCUUUGAAACCAAGUUCCUGUCCCAGAUUGAAAGCGAUCGGCUGGCCCUCCUCCAGGUCAGGAGGAUCCUGCAGCAGCUUGGCCUGGACAGCACGUGUGAGGACAGCAUUGUGGUGAAGGAGGUGUGCGGAGCUGUGUCCCGGCGGGCAGCCCAGCUCUAUGGUGCUGGCCUGGCAGCCAUCGUGGAGAAGAGGAGGGAAGACCAGGGGCUUGAGAACCUGAAGGUCACCGUGGGUGUGGAUGGCACCCUGUACAAGCUGCACCCUCACUUUUCUCGGAUAUUGCAGGAAACCGUGAAAGAACUAGCUCCUCGAUGUGAUGUGACACUCAUGCUGUCAGAAGAUGGGAGUGGAAAGGGAGCUGCUCUGAUCACUGCUGUGGCCAAGAGGUUACAGCAGGCACAGAAGGAGAAAUAGGGGCUCCCUCACGGUUGGGCCCCACAUGCCUUGGAUACUGACCAGCCUUUCCUCUGGCAGAUGAGUCGGUCAGGGACCAACAGGCAAGCUUCUAGCUGACUUCACAUUCUGGAUGACCGGAAGAGAACCCCGGGUUCUCGGGUACUCUUAGCAUUUUGUUACUCAGUGUUUUUUUCAAGGGCAUUAAAUGACACCUAUCAUUGGCAUAUUUGGGCCAAAGAUGGGCCAACUUGUACAAUCAAAACAAUUGGGCCCGAGAGAUCCCCUUUUAGCAAAUUUUUCAGUUGAGGCCCAAGCUGCUAGUUCUCUCUGGCUUUGGGUCCUGUGGCUGUUGGACUUGAAAUAUACAUGCAAUCUGCCCGUGAGGCCUGGCUGGCCGAGUCCCCCACUGGAAUGCUUCAGCCAUUGCUUAUAGUAGAUUGGGUCCUCACUUGUGGAUGCACACUUGAGAAGGAUAGGGUCUCAUGUAAUAAACUGGAAAUCUAAUCUAACUUGUCCUUAACUUGUCAUGUUGACUUCAAACAUGGAAAGAGAACAAAGACUUCGGAGUAUCAGCUCCAGGAUGAAGAAGGUUGAUUUCCAGGCAGCCCUGUAGGAAUCUUUUCAUGCUUAAAGUGAGUAAUGUCAGCAGCCUGUAGGAUUGUGCUUCUCCAUAUGCGUGUGUGUUGGGGAGGGUGCCAUUUGGGGCACCCGUUUUCAUUUUACAUGUGGUUCGUGUUGCUGCUGUUGAUAGUUGUUUAAAGGACUGCUAGGUGUAUGAAAUACAGUAAAUGAAUAAAGAAUGUUUGAUUUCCCAAGA